AAAAUUUUGCCGCAAUGACGCGGCCACUUCUCUUCGCGCAUGUUUGAAAGUUUGCAAAAUAUUUGGAAAGCGGUCCUCCCAGCAAAUAGGCUGGAUUAUGCUAAUGUGUGCGCGUCUUGAGUAACACUAAGACUGAGCGCGGUCGCGAGGGGCAGAAAGAAGAAGGCGGAGGCGACUCAAUCCCAAAAUCUCAUCUUCGAAGAUCUGCCUGGCAGUCUCUGCGAGCGAUAGGUGAAAUCUGGUAACCGAUGACCAGUUUUUACCGAGGCGUAUCAAAGGAUUGAGCGAAUUUUGGGGAGCCGACAUUGAAGAAAAAAACCUGCACGAAAGCACAGAUAAAUUCAACAUUUUCUUGAGGACAAAAGCGUUAGAAACCUCCAGUUUGGAUUGUUCAGAUUUGGUUGAACGUUCAUCAUUCAUGACAGCGACAGAAUGCAAAGGAGUUCUGGUUCUUUUUGCACAAGCCCGUUGGCGGAUCGAUUUUCGACGAUAAGCGGUUGGAAUGGUCGUUGGCUUGCAACAAAAUUCGUUGCCGGAAUGGUAUUCGGAUUCAUAGCUGCGUAUGUUCUGAUCACCCCGUUGAGCAUUUCUCUAGACGAUAUGUCAGGUACAGCACUGUUAUCAAGUCGUGACUCUACUUUCCGUCCGGAGCCUAGUCCAGCAGAGAAAGUAAAAUCUCAUGAAGACGAAAAUGUCGAAGACGGGGAGGACGAAACUACUCAAGAGAUUACAAAAGAAGUUCGAGUUCUUUGCUGGAUAAUGACGGGACCCGAAAACCAUGAAACUAAGGCUCAGCACGUCAAAUCUACAUGGGGAAGAAGAUGCGACAUUCUGCUUUUCAUGAGUUCUGCGGAAGAUUCAAGUUUGCCGACUGUGGUGCUCCCUGUGGAGGAAGGCAGAGACAAUCUAUGGGACAAAACUAAAGAAGCUUUCAAGUUCGCGUACGAGGAAUACAAAGACGAAGUCGAAUGGUUCGUAAAGGCAGAUGACGACACUUACGUAAUCGUGGAAAAUCUUCGUCACAUGCUCUCGUCUUACGAUCCAAUGUCACCUCUUUAUUUUGGUUGUCGCUUCAAGCCCUUUGCAAAACAGGGUUAUAUGAGCGGUGGGGCUGGUUACGUGCUCAGCAAAGAAGGUCUAAGAAAGUUUGUUGAGGAGGCUUUGCCCGACAACUCGACAUGUCGGGGCGAUGCCGGAGGCGCGGAGGACGUCGAAAUGGGAAUAUGUUUAGAAAAUGUUGGUGUAAAAGCCAUGGACACGAGGGACCCCGACGGACGGGGCAGAUUUUUUCCAUUCGAUCCGGAACAACAUUUGAUACCGGGAUAUCUCAAUGGUCUUGACUGGUAUUGGGAAUAUGUUUAUUAUCCGUCUGUAAACAAUUAUGAUUGUUGCUCGGAGAGCGCUAUCUCGUUCCAUUACGUACCACCGAAUAUGAUGCACAUAUUAGAAUAUUUCAUUUAUCACUUGAAAGUCUAUGGUACGAGUCGUGAUAUGGGAUUUGCGGAAAUCAAUUCAAUAACGUCCGCUAUUACGAGUUCUAAUUAUUGAAUAUUAUAUUCGCGGAGCUUGCUAUCGUAAAGCGAACAUUUCUUGAACUUGUACCUUGUCCACGUACCUUGUCAGCGGUCGUGCUGUUUCUACCUUGGAAACCUGUUUUUGAGAUUUUAUUACUGGUACAAAUUCGACUGCUUAAUUAGAUAAAUUGAAACUGUAAAAUCCAUUUCCAGUGCAAUGCGAUUGUGAUUUGGAAACAUGCGAUUUUGUUGGAAACUAUUAACGCAUGGUUGUCGACACUGAAAAAAAAGAUGAACGAACAAAGAAAAAUAGACAAUUAAAAUUGAGAAAAAAAAUCAUUCUCCAUGAAUGAUUCUUCUAAAGAUGGAAAAAAAAUUAAAUGCUUAAUACGCUCCUCGAAUUUUCUGCGUUAUCGUUUGUGCGACCGCUGUUGACGGGCGUCGAGUUCUACGAACGAAAUUCGCAAAUAUAAAGCGAAUUCAAUUAGCUUUAUAUUUAGCUGUAUAUAAAGUCGGAUGAAACCAUGUGAUUUUUUGUAAUCUCCUAUAUUAGGUUUACCGGAAAGUUCUGUCCUUUUCCUUGUAUUUUGUCUUAUUCCAAAAACAAACAGAACUUUCCGGUAGACCUAAUAUUAUCUUUACAAGAGCGUUUGUAACGUAACGAGAGUCGGAUCGAAAAUUGCAAUAAAAUGUUAUGAGACUACCUUUA
Venturia canescens is the source of this 2223-nucleotide messenger RNA. Its product is annotated as glycoprotein-N-acetylgalactosamine 3-beta-galactosyltransferase 1-like. The record is from RefSeq and is a predicted model, not a curated record. Gene Ontology annotation, molecular function: N-acetylgalactosaminide beta-1,3-galactosyltransferase activity. Bases 433 to 1548 code for a protein of 371 amino acids. The transcript has 6 exons. Lineage: Eukaryota; Metazoa; Arthropoda; Insecta; Hymenoptera; Ichneumonidae. Gene Ontology annotation, cellular component: membrane.